UGAUUAGGUGUAUAUAUAUGCAUAAUAUAUACUUUUGUGCUAUUCACCCGCUCUGUGACAUUUUAUAUUAGAUUUAAUAUCUCAAUUGUUAGAGCAAUUUGUUUGUUUUAUUUUGCGGGGUCAAUCAACUGACUUAAAAACAUAUCCUAUCAAAAUGGACGGUGUAACAACGAGCCAGCCGUAUGCAGUUCGCCAAAGAGACUGGCACGAUGGAUUAUUCGAUUGUACAAAUGACUGUACUUCAUGUUGGCUUCUUGCAUUUUGCUAUCCAUGUUAUAUGUGUUUUAUGUAUCAUCGAUACGAUGAAUGUUUCGCGACUCCAAGUGUAAUUAUCUUUCCUGGUUUAACAUUACGAGCAUAUCAUCGAGCUAAGCACCACAUACAGGGUACCCUGUUCAGAGAUUGGCUUAAAGAUUGCUGUUGUCCAUUGUGCGCUGCAUGUCAAUUAGAUCGUGAUAUGAAAUAUGUGGAGUCAACCACUGGAAUCCUGAAUGUUUGAAAAGAAGAAGAAGACAAAAAUGAACACUAUCUUACAUCUUGCUCGGUUCAGUCUUCAUUUGUGUGUGUGUGUGUGUGGGUGCCUGCUGCUGCUUCCUCUACUUCGUCUCCUUUGCUUUUAUUAUUUCUUCUCACGAAAUACACUUAAACUUGAAUCAUGUAUAACGAUUGUACUUGAAUUGAAUUCGUUGAUCAUUUUUUGUAAUUUAAUAUUUGCGUCUAUCUGUAAUACUGAUCUCUUUUUAAUUUAUGUAAACGGGAUUAUGCAUUUGUACGAUUAAUAAAAUUAAUGAAAAUAUAACUAUCUU
Molecule: messenger RNA, 806 nt
Organism: Trichobilharzia szidati
Lineage: Eukaryota; Metazoa; Platyhelminthes; Trematoda; Strigeidida; Schistosomatidae
Source: the annotation of a GenBank genome assembly